AUGGGUGUAAUAGCUGCUACAAGGUUCAGCGCUGGGCUUUGAGCUUUUGUUUCCAUUACAGAGCAGGAAAAUGAAUUUGAGAAAGUUAUUGGCUUAGCAGAAAGAACUUUGUUGGCCAACCUGAAGGUGGUUCCUUCACCAGGACCCGGAGGCUGCUGUGGUUUCCGGAUGCUCAGAGCUUCCUCACAGAGUCCUCAAGAUGCUCUUUUAUCUGUUGGGCUGGACUUCACUCCGUGGCUCGUGCCACCUCAGCAACGCGAGGAGCAGCAGAGAGUCCUCGCGCUGCAGCUGGCUAUAGCAAAACAACUGGACUUACCUGUGAACGUGCACUCUCACUCAGCUGGCAGGGAAACAAUUGCUUUCCUGAAGGAGGAAGGUGUUCAGGAAGUACUGCUUCAUAAUUUCGCUGGAAGAUUGUCUGUCACGCUGGAAGGGGUACAAGCUGGCUAUUAUUUUUCUUUUCCUCCAGCUGUUACAAGGCAAAAUCAGGGAGCAAAGUUAAUUAAACAGAUUCCACUGGAGAACAUCUGCUUAGAGACCAAUUCCCCUUCUCUUGGCCCAAACAAAGAGGAAAGAAAUGAACCAGGGAAGAUCAGGAUUGUCUGCCAGUACGUUGCAGCAGUGAAAGGAGCAUCAGUGGGAAGAGUUUAUGAAGAAACAACAACAAAUGCCUUGAAGCUUUUCCCGAAAGUUAAAUAUUGUUUGAAAGAAUGA
Molecule: messenger RNA, 714 nt
Organism: Struthio camelus australis
Lineage: Eukaryota; Metazoa; Chordata; Aves; Struthioniformes; Struthionidae
Source: RefSeq, a predicted model, not a curated record